CGUGCAUCGUAUCAACACUGUACCCGAGACCGUGAGACGCGAUCCCUUAGUUCCCGUCUCCCGACACCAAUUACAAGCUCAAGGCGGCGCCAGCUUCCAGGGAGCUCGGCUGCAUGCGAGUCUUGGGUCAUAGCAACGCAAGCGCCACCGCAGCCGGGAAAUCCCAGGAGCAGGAUGCGCCCUUCAACGCCCCAGUGCUAGAACCGUCCAUCGCUUGUUCCACACGCCACCAUCGCUCUCGACCUGCGGCCCUCGACUCGCAGCGAACAAUCACUAGCGAUGGCGCCCUCCGCGACAGACGAGACGGUCAGCCAACGGGACGCCUGGAAGAACCUGCCCCCGCCAACUGUGUAUCCGGUCAAGGAAGCCAAAUUCGAGAAGUACCUGCCGCCGCAGUUGGAUGGCCGAGAACGUGCUCUCGCCCGGCCUGAAGGACAGGCCGCCAUCGUGAUCGACAAUGGCUCGUCUACCGUCCGCGCGGGCUGGUCAUUCGAGACCAAGCCGCGCCUGGCGAUUCCUCCCAUCAUGUCCAAGUACCGCGAUCGGAAAUUCGGCAAGACCUUCUCGUUCGCCGGCCAAGACUGCUACGCCGACACCACCGCCCGUGGUCACAUCCGUAACGCCUUCGAAGCAGGCACUGGCAUCGUCAGCAACUGGGACGUGAUGGAGCACGUCCUCGACCAUGUCUUCAUCAAGCUCGGCAUGAAUGGGGUGGAGGGGGGCAUUGACAUGCCCAUUGUCAUGACCGAGGCUGUCGCAAACCUCCCAUACUCGAGGAAAAUGAUGAGCGAGAUAAUCUUCGAGUGCUACAGCGCGCCCAGCGUCGUCUACGGGAUUGACUCGCUCUUCUCAUACCGCCACAACCAGGGCAAGACCGGCCUGGUUGUGUCUUCCUCGUACAGCGCCACCCAUCUCAUCCCGGUCUACAACUCCAAAGCCUUGCUGUCCCAGACAAUAAGGCUGAACUGGGGUGGCUGGCAUGCCGCCGAAUACCUCCUCAAGCUCAUCCGGCUCAAAUACCACACCGGGUUUCCGGGGAAGCUCAACUCCUCACAAGCCGAGCACAUGAUCCGUGAUUUCUGCUACGUCUCGCUGGACUACGACAACGAAGCUGCGCGGUUCAUGGACUGGGCGGGGCUCGAGGACAGGGAGCGCAUUAUUCAAUACCCCUAUACGGAAGAGGUGGUUGUGCAAAAAAGUGAAGAGGAGCUGGCGCGAAUCGCCGAGAGGAAAAAGGAGAGUGGCCGCAGGCUGCAGGAACAAGCAGCCAAGAUGCGCUUGGAGAGGUUGAUGAAAAAGGAGCAGGAACUCGAGUACUACAGGGACGUACAGCGCCGGCUAGCCGACCAGAACAAGAAGGAGGCGAAACGGCUGCUGGACGAAGCCGAACUGAAGGACGAGGCCGCCCUGGAGCGAGUGAUCCGCGAUCUCGAACGCUCCAUCAAGAAAGCCCGGACGAAAGACCUCGGCGGCGAGCAGGAGGAGGAGCAGGAAGCUCCCGAUUUCAGCCUGCUGGACGUGCCAGACGAGCAGCUCGACGAGGCGGGUUUGAAGCAGAAACGCCAGCAACGGCUGCUCAAGUCGAACCACGACGCCCGGGCACGGGCGAAAGCCGAGAAGGAAGCCGAAAAGGCCAGGAUAGCAGAAGAGGCCCGGCUCGACGAGGAACGGCGCAUCAACGACCUGGAGGGCUGGCUCGAAGAAAAGCGCCAGGCGCGCCUCGCCAAGCUGGCCCAGAUCAAAGAGCGCGAGCGCCUCAAGGCCGACCUCGGCAACCGCAAGUCCCUCGCCAGCCAGAUCCGCAUGAAGAACAUCGCCAACCUCGCGUCGGACGCGCCCACGGGCGCCGCGGGGAGCCGCAAGCGCCGCCGCGGGGGCGACGACGACGACUUUGGCGCCGACGACGCCGACUGGGGCGUCUACCGCAGCGUCGCCAUCGGCGCUAACAGGGGCGACAGCGACGACGAGGAAGAGGGCGAGGAGGACCUCGAGGCCGCCGUGCGCGCGCUCGAGGCCGACCUGCUCACCUACGACAAGGACUUCACCUACGAGCAGACGCUCGACGCGCAGAAGGACUGGUCCAAGUCCCUCCUGCACGCGUUCCGGUACGGGCCGCGGCCCUUCGACCCGUCCUCCCCGGCCGAGACCCACCGGCUGCACCUCAACGUGGAGCGCAUCCGCGUGCCCGAGGUGCUCUUCCAGCCCGCCGCCAUCGCGGGCGUCGACCAGGCCGGCGUCGUCGAGAUCGCCGGCGACAUCCUCACCCAGCGGCUGCCCCCGCUCCUCGGCCGCGACGCCGCCGGCGACUUCCUGCGCGACGUCUUCCUCACCGGCGGCGUCACGCUCUUCCAGAACUUCGACGAGCGCCUGCGCCAGGGGCUGACCGCGCUGCUGCCCGCCGGCGCGCCGCUCGCCAUCCGCCGCGCCCAGGACCCCGUGCUGGACGCCUGGCGCGGCGCCGCCGGCUGGGCGUGCACCGACGAGGCGAAAAAGGCCUGGAUCACGCGCGAGGAGUACCUCGAGAAGGGCGGCGAGUAUAUCAAGGAACACGACCUGGGCAACGCCUUCCCUUGACCGGCUGGGCAGGAGGAGUGACAUAAUAAGGACGGACGAUCGAUGGCACUCGAGUGGAGAUAAGACGGGUCGAGGUUGGGAAGUGAUUGAUUAUCCGGGGCGUUGGUUGGUUUUUGCCGUUUGGCCUGCGUUCUUUCGGUUUCCUCACGCUAGCAAUCGGAGUUAUGAAAGUUACAGGC
This is a messenger RNA of Thermothielavioides terrestris NRRL 8126, 2753 nucleotides long. RefSeq names its product ARP5-like protein. Bases 280 to 2574 code for a protein of 764 amino acids. The transcript has 4 exons. The record is from RefSeq and is a predicted model, not a curated record. NCBI's taxonomy places the organism in Eukaryota, Fungi, Ascomycota, Sordariomycetes, Sordariales, Chaetomiaceae. Gene Ontology annotation, cellular component: cytoplasm; Ino80 complex. Gene Ontology annotation, biological process: regulation of DNA-templated transcription.